Molecule: messenger RNA, 6531 nt
Organism: Cotesia congregata
Lineage: Eukaryota; Metazoa; Arthropoda; Insecta; Hymenoptera; Braconidae
Source: the annotation of a GenBank genome assembly
AUGCUUAAGCCCAAGUUUAAGGCCUCCUCGGUUAAGCCAGGUGUUUGGUCACCAGGCAGCAGCAGCGAUCCUUACAACCGAGACCGGGACCCCGGGAGCCCAGAUCGAGGGAAGAAUUCGGAAAGAGAUGCCGGCAUUCCGCCGGUUUGGACGCCUUCCAGCGCAGGAACCAGUCCUGUUGCAGAGCGCAAGGAGUUUCGGCCAACGGAGCAAGUGUCGCAACCGCAGCCCCCCUGGAAGAGCGAGAGCCACCCCCAGUCCGAAGAUCACCCCCCGGCCCAGGAGAAGAAAAAAGAUCCGUCCAGCAAUGGCACGAACAACCUCCCGGAUGGUUCUUACAACAUAAGCCCAAGGAUUGUUAACUCUCACUCGGUGCCGUCUCAAGGGUUGAACACCCUCGCAACCACUUCGCGACUGCCGCGUGCGCAAAAUCCGACAAUUACUCUCCUGCAAAAGGCCAGAGAGGGUCAAUUGCCCAAGGGAGCUGCCUACCUCAACGAGAGCAUCUGCCUCAAAAAUAACGACACCGGAGAUUUACUUAAUUCGGUGAAAAAAGAAGAUAACGAAAUGAAGAAAACCCCGAGAAAAAUAGAAGGGAUCGGACCGAUUACCAAAAACGGAAUGCCAGUUGCUCUAAGAUCGGAGGUGAAAGAGGAUAAUCAAGCAAAGUGGUACAAACAAAUGUACGACUCGCUCCACCGCGCCGGCAAAGACGGUCUAAGAUACGGGCACGGAAGCAGCAGCGGAUAUUUAAGCGAGCCAGAGCCACGUGCGUAUGCAGACAAAUCCGCGACAUUGGACAUACGCAGACGCCAAAGAAACAAGGAAAAUGACUCGUCGAUCUCGACGAUGCCAAGAAAAAGCGCGCUGGUAAAAACUACCGCUGAAGUUUAUCGAAACCAACCAGGGCGCAUCGAGAACUAUCAGCCGGGUCAAUCUACCCCCGCAGUCGGCGUCGGGGAAAAAGAAACCAAGGAGUGGUGGGACGAGGUCAUGGACAUAUUUGAUAGGUCUCCCAAGGGCAGUUCCGUGAGAAAAAGACACUCCAAGCAUGCUGGAAAUAACGAAACCGAGGACGCGAUGCUCAUUGGGUUCAUCGACGAGACGGUGAAGCCCGAGGAAGACCAGAGACACUCGAGCAGCAGUAUCGAGGAGAAACUCAAGAGCCUGGCCAGCAGCAGCCCGACUCGCAGGUCUCCUUUGCUGAUAAACCGGUCCUCCUCCUCGUCCUCCUGCUCGAACAAGCAGUCUCUCUUCAGUGUUCCAGCGACGAGUCCGCGGAACCAUCGGAACCACGCGAAUGUCAUCAAUAACAACAGCAUCGGCAUAAACCAGCGGCAGCAUCACGAUCCAUCCAUAUCUUCUUCUACUUCUUCUUCUUCUUCCAGCACCAUUCAUAUUACCAUGCUACCACCACCACCGCCACCAACGAACAAUUCUGUCGCGGAGACGGCCCUGACAUCACCUUCACGGCCGUUCGAUCAGCACAAUCCUCACACGGCCAAGCCCUACAUGAGUCACGCACUAAAAGAGUCCGGAUACGAGAGCGACUCAACGCUUAUUUUCCGUCGACGAGAUGACGUCAGUCCUCUGAGUCCUCUCGAGCAGCGAGUGGCAUACAAGACAGUGCAGAAGGGCGGCGACGUUCCUCUACACGGGCUAAGAAAACUCGCCCCCGAACGACCCAAAGACGACACUGAGAUCCAGUACUUUCCGAUUUCGUCGACAUUGACGAGAAUUCGCGUCCGCAGAAAACACACUCAGUCGACAAGCUCGAUGUCUUCUAGCGGACGUUACCGACGAGCGAACAAUACGAGUUCAAGUACGAGGCCUUGUCCCCCUUCGCCACCCAGAAGGCAGUCCUCGAAAGACAACGCGACUCUUAAGCUGUACAUUUCUGGAACUGGGAGCUCUAACAGGAGGCAUCAGCAGUGUUUUGCAGCAGAAAGUGUCUCUAACAUAAGGUUCCUCAGAGAGAGGCUGAGCAACAAGUUGCUGAAGCAAGAACAGGGUCGGGAUAUUGCACGCAAGAGUUUAACAGCUUCGAUCAGUUCCCGUCCGAAAGUUUCAACUCCUUCAGCUUCGCCGAUCAAGACGACGGCUUUAACUUGUGCCAAGAAGAAACCGGAUUGUUUGACUAAGCGGCCAGUCAGCCCUCCUACUCCUUCCACUUCCUCGGCUGUUAAUUCUCCAGGCUCUCGACAAGUUGAGGAGAAGUCCUUAUCAAAAGUACAAUCUAAAUCCUUGACAGGAGCUCAGGACGGACAUCGUUCAAAAAGUUAUCCGACAAGUUUGCCGUUGAAAAAGGAGACUAAAAUUCGACGAAGAAAAGAACCUGAAGAAAGUUCAAAGCUGGGCAGUACAUCAGUUGGAGGCUCUUCAUCGGUUUACUUAUCGUCCUCGUCAUCAUCUCACGCGGAAUCUGAGACUCGGGAACUGGAAAAAACGAGAUCGAGUUGCAACGUUGUUAUAAGAAGUAGAUCUCCGGUUUCGGGUUCUGGCUCUGGCUCUUGUUCUGGAGCUUCUCUGACAGCAAGACGCGGAAAUUUACUCGAGACUUGUAAACAAAAAUCCUCGACAACUAAAUUAAAGGGAGGCGCCGUGACGACUACGGCAAUACCAUCUCCGCAGCAGCAGUUUAAAAGUACAAGUGUUGUUGUUGGAAGUAAAAGAAUCCGUGAUAAGGUUCAACCUCCUGUAAAAACUCUAUUGAAAAAGUCGCAAGUUAUUGAAGAUCAAGAAAUAAAGUUUUAUAAAAAAAAAAUUGGAAUGAAAAAAGAUAAAUUAGUACGUGAAGGUACUGCUGGAAGUGCUGCCGGGAAUCCUGGUAGGAAAAAAAGUAAUGGGAAAAGUGAUUCCCAUUCCCAGCCGGAGAAGAGAAAGAUAAAAAAAAGUUGUGAAAAAUUACUUGCGGUGAAUUGUUUGAAAAAAGUUGACAAGAGAGUACAAGAGACUACGACUAAAGGAACUAAAGGAACGACAACUAAACCAACAAUAACAACCACAACUACUUCUACUACUGCAAACACAACUACGCAAGCACAACUGGUGACAAUGGACCGGAUUAAAAAGCAUCAGGAGGUGACACGUACUGAUAACUUCUUCCAGAACCUAUUUUUGAGAAAUAUCUCUCAGUCCCCGUUCUCCUCUCAGUGCAGCACUCCGAGACGUUCCUCGGUGAUUGAACGAGCGAAAAUCUUUCAAGAAGUUGCUGGUUUCAAGUCUGAGCCAUCCUUGAGAUCACUCAACGUCUACUUGGCAACCAAGCAGCCAGUCUCUAACUCGCGCUUCAAGAACUGGGAACGUGAGAGUUUUUCCUCACGAAGCUCCAGUCCUAAUCCGUUCGCCGUUAGCUGGCCGGGGCGAUCGAUUUUCCAGAAGAUAACCAAGUUUGACAGUCUUCAAGUUAUCUCCAAGGAGUUCGGCUCCUCCAGCUCGCUGAGAGGCAGUCGGAGCCCCGAAUUGGACCGCGAUAGCAUCAAAGAAAGAAGUCUCAGCGAACCGCCGAUCAAAGUUUCGUCGGUGGAUGAGAAAAUCACGCGAAGGAUUGUCCAUCUGCCUCCGAGAUCGCCUUCUCCGUCGCCUACCCGGUCUGCGGUCCCCAGAAGAAUCAGGUCGUUCCGGCAAGACGAGGCGUUUCCGCAGCUAAAGACGCGGGCUCGCAGCGCCGGGGAAGUCCACGACGAGCAGCGGAAAAAGGAAAUCGGAAAGGGAAAAUUCGGAUCGAAUUUAUCUCUUGCAAAAAGCACGAGCUCCCUGGAAUCUUAUCCGACGAAUAACAAAGAGGAGUACCAGCGGUACGUAUACGAAAUGGUGCAUUCGAAAAAAAAAUCCUCGAGGUACAAGGAUUUGCAUGAUUUCUAUGCGAGUCUCGAGCGAAUGGGAGAACUGGAGAAGAGCACGUCAGCGGGGGAUCUCAGACGGAGAUUCAAGCAUGAAGAUAUUAUUGAUUACGACGAGUGGAAAGAAAUUAGAUCGGCGGAACGUGCCGAGGAAGAGCUCAAGAGCAUUUACGGUAAGCUGAGAGCCGUCCAACGGGAAAAGGAUUUUCUCUUCACCACCAAGGACUUGGAGAAGUACAGAUGGCACGGGGACUGCAGUUUGAGGUGCAAGGAGAGAUCCGUCGAAAAUAUUAGGGAAAGUUUCAGGCGGCUCGCGAGGGAGGACACCCAACUGGAGGCAACCAGACGUCUCGAGAUAUCCGCUAAGAAGGAUGUUUACAAGCCUUUGUGGCGGGGCAACUCGGUGGUGAAUGUGGCGAGCAGUAUAACGCAGCGAGCCAACACUCUCAAGGAAAGCAAAGAGGAAAGUUCUGAUGGAGAUAAACCUGGAAGGAGAAAAACUAUAACUAGAGCUGGGGUUGGAGAAAUUAAAGCCAGCGUUGGAGAAUUCGAAGUUGUCGUCCCGUCUCAUGAAUUCGGUGAUCGACUGGAAGAAGUUAAAGGGCUCAGUGUCCGCUGUCACUCGAUGCUAGUUCCUACCAACUCCAGCUCCUCGGGGAAAUUAUCUUCUUCGCUAAAGAGAAGCGACUCGAUCAGCAACGGUCGUACCUUACACCCACACACCCACACUUCAUUAACCGAAACCGAGAAAAAACGGCUCUCGCUCACGCUUGGAAAAGAAAUUCUCGAUAAAGUCUCGAAAAGAAAAAAACCAAAGUCCCCGUUGGCUCCCCGCGAGACUCUCGGCGCCAUUGCAGCAGCUUCUGUCAAGAAUACAAGUCAAUCAGCUGCGGCAAUUAAUACGUCCCCGAGAACUUGCUACUCUCUGGAGACCUCUGUCGACGACAACGUCUCAAAGUCACGGGACAGAGACAAGAGCGACUUUCUUCUUGUCCUGACCCCCAACGGCGACAGCCCAGCUGCCAGAAGGAAGGUCGAGAGUGUUUUGGACGAGUGGUCGAAAAAGUCACCCGCAAAUUCCAGCCGAAUUAAGAACGCCUCCAGCAGCGAGAUAGACAGCACCACCGAGAGCUCGGAAAAUUCUGUUAAGACGGUGGUGCAGUGCGAGGCAGUUCCUCGGAAGGUCGAGUUCUUCGAGAAAAUCCAGCGGGAAAAAAGAUCGGAAGAAGAAAAUAAGUCCCUCGGAAAAAGAAGCAAGCUUUCCUCCUCGCAGAGCUUCGCGGAUCUGAAGGAACUCUUCGGGGAAAUGGAGUCAGCGCGUUACGGUACACUGGGCCAAAGCGGUCACUCGUCCCCGGGAACAGGAAGCGAGCACAGUUCAGCCAGAGGAAGAGGAAGAAGUACUUCCGCUUCGCCGGAUGUUCCAACCGGGCGAUUUCCCUCCCACUCGCAGCGAGAACCCGCUCGCCCGCGCAGCGUCAGUCCUUGUCGGGUCUCCACCUCGACCUGCAGCCUCGAGUCCCUUCAGCACCGCUGCUACUCCCCGGACCCCGAGCACUACUGGCGCGCGUAUUUGAACCUGGUCAAGCACGGGGCGGUCAAGAAGCUCCGCGCAAAAUUCGAGAGUCUUGAAGAAUUGUCCGGCGAGAGGGCAAAGUUCGUUCUCAGCCCAAAGCGGUUCCAAAGCGACCCUGAAAUCACGCGGAAUUUGUUGAAGAAGUCCGAGUCAAAGAGGAGCUCAUUGCUCAAAACUCAAGAAGUCACGGAUGUCGCGUGGCUGAGGCGCAAGUACGAGCUGGGGCCGAGGGGAAAAAGUAAGAGAAGACUUAGUAGGUCGCCACCAAUCCCGCGAAUUCCGCUGCGACUCGAAGACCUCGCGAUGCCGCACAUAAACGUGAUCAGCAAAACCGCGGAGCUUAAAGACAGUGCGAUGUCGCGCUCCAGUUCGACUACUUCCCUGGCCAUCAAAGCAGAGACCGAGGAGCUGGAGGCCCAGCGACCGGUUAACCGGAUCCGCGACAAGUUUGAGAGGAUGGAUGGGGAUUCCUGCGCCAGGAGCACCGAGGGGAAGCCUUCUAUUCUUGGUGAAAUGUUCACAUCAACGCCCGACGUGCACGAGCUUCGGGACAUUGCGCCGUACCUCGCGGGUCGGUGGGUUGCCCACAAAUAUCCAAGCCGACGUGACAACGGUCGUUCUCUGUCGCUCCCUCCGGACCUUGAGUCUCGGUCUCUGGAGACCAGGAGCCACGUCAAGACUUCAAGUGCUAGUUCGGGCAAUGUUGGUGUUAAUUCCAGUGCUAACGUGUGUGCCAGGACGCUGCCGAGGGAGAGGAGCAAGGUUGACAGGGUCAAAGGGCCAAGAGCGGUCUCGGUGUCUCCGGUUCGCUCUCGCACCCCGACCUCCAUUCUGAAGCAGCGGCAAGCGGAUCCCUUCGCUAAUCAGCCCUUUGAUCCGAGCAAGCACCGGCCCAAGUUCCGAUACCAGCCUCCACCGCCGACCCCUCCGCUGCCCGACCCAGCUAAUCUGAGGGCGAGAGCGGAUUUCGAGAAGAGGGCUAAAAGUUGGUGGCCGGCUAUUCCUACCUACACCGCUAAGCCUACUGUUACCUUUGAAGAGUACUCGAACGCACCCCCUCCGCCGCCACCAAAAUCGCAUCUCUGCAGGACUGAGUAUCAAGAUGUAUCGUAA